This is a messenger RNA of Manihot esculenta (cassava), 965 nucleotides long. Its product is annotated as LYR motif-containing protein 4. The record is from RefSeq and is a predicted model, not a curated record. Lineage: Eukaryota; Viridiplantae; Streptophyta; Magnoliopsida; Malpighiales; Euphorbiaceae. Gene Ontology annotation, biological process: iron-sulfur cluster assembly. The transcript has a single exon. The coding region runs from base 380 to 679 and encodes 99 amino acids.
CAGAGAUUUUGGAUUCCUCCAAAACAAGGGAAGUUUAAGAAUUAGUUUGAUGUUUCACGUUCCAAAUCAAGGGCUGGAAGGUGUAGUCAGUAUUUUCAGAGAUUCUGGAGGCUUUAUGACGGAAGUUGCGUUCCUUGUUUAUUCUAAACGACCUGUCGUUCCGUUCUCCAAAGAGUCGUGCGAGUAUAGAACGAUUGGCUUUUAAUCAGUCACCACUCACCAGACACCAGUCCACUAUAAAGGACUCGCAAUUAGCAACGGCAAGUCGUAUUUAAGUCUACAAAAACAACCAAAAAACUCGGCCGUCCGUAGUUUGUUGAGUUAGCCUUGGGUCCUUGCAACCCUCUCUCCUCCUUACCAGCGAAAAUAGUAGAAACAAAUGGCGUCGUCGUAUGCUAUUUCGAGAACUGAAGUACUCUCUCUGUACCGCUCUCUUCUACGCACAGCUCGCCAGUUCUCCGACUAUAACAUCAGAGAAUACACGAAGCGCCGCACUGACGACGCCUUUCGCGAAAACCGGAACCUAUCGGACUCCUCUUCCAUCUCCGCCGCUUUCUCCGACGGCAAGGCUCAGCUCGACAUCGCUAAACGACAGGCUAUUGUCUACUCCCUCUACACCACCAAAAUCAAGAGUGUCAUGGAGACCAAUUCCUAUUCUUCUUCUUCUUCUUCUUCUUAGAUAAAAAUAUUGAAAGUAAAAGCACCCUCGCUUUCAAGAUGAUGCUGGGUAAUUUCAUUUAUCUUCAUUUCAAUUUGCAAUAGAUGCUGUUGUAUUUCUUGUUACUGGCAAGUCUCUUUUGAAGUGAGAGUUCUCAAGCAUAUGAGAACUGAAUUCUUUCUUCUUUGAAAUAACCCAUCUGGAUUUUAUAGUUGCUUGUUUUAACUUACAAUUCUAUAGCUGAAGGAAAAUUUGUAUCCAGAAAUCCGGGAAUUCGAGUAAUAAUUGAGUUAGUAACAUUGCAUUU